Molecule: messenger RNA, 1736 nt
Organism: Fusarium verticillioides 7600
Lineage: Eukaryota; Fungi; Ascomycota; Sordariomycetes; Hypocreales; Nectriaceae
Product: formamidopyrimidine-DNA glycosylase
Exons: 5
Coding region: 119-1246 (375 amino acids)
Biological process (GO): base-excision repair
Cellular component (GO): nucleus
Molecular function (GO): DNA N-glycosylase activity; zinc ion binding; DNA-(apurinic or apyrimidinic site) endonuclease activity
Source: RefSeq, a predicted model, not a curated record
CCAUCACGUGAUAUCGCGUUCAUCCUCACGCGCCUUUCGUGACAUCGAGUCUGUGACGCCAUUACUUCCUCCGUACCGCCCGUAGACACAAUAUACCAACCAUUUAUCUUAUAGAAAGAUGCCUGAGAUCGCAGAAGUUGCCCGUAUCGUCCAUUUCCUACGCCUUCAUGUGGUCGGGAAACGCAUCGUAUCCGCUUCUGCAAUAGAUGACAAGAAUGUGUUUGGCAAAGUUGGUACAAGUGGUGAGGAAGUAGAAACUGCUCUGAAGGGGAAGAAGAUCGUUUCUGCAGGAAGCCAGGGGAAAUACUUCUGGAUCACCCUUGACAAACCUCCGCAUCUGGUAAUGCAUUUUGGAAUGACCGGUUGGAUGCACAUCAAGGACGAACAGACAGCAUAUACCAACUACUAUAAGAAGAUGAAAGAGGGCGAGCACGAACAAUGGCCGCCCAAGUUCUGGAAGUUCCAGUUCAAAACCGAGGGUUCGCCUGGCGUAGAAGUAGCCUUCACUGAUGCGCGUAGGUUUGGUCGCGUGCGGCUUGUCGACUGUCCCGGAGACCAGAUAAGGAAGCAUUCGCCUCUGGUAGAGAACGGACCGGAUCCAGUCGUCGACCUUGAUCGUUUCACUGAAGAUUACUUGCGUUCCAAGAUGCGAGCCCGUCAUGUCCCUAUCAAGGCCCUCUUGCUAGAUCAAACGAUGAUCAGUGGAAUUGGUAAUUGGGUGGCUGACGAAACACUCUACCAAGCUAAGAUUCAUCCUGAGCAAUACUGCGAUUCGUUCAACGAUGCCCAAAUCGCUACCCUCUAUGAAAUGAUCCGCUAUGUGUGUCAAACAGCCGUCGAUAAACUGGGAGACUCAGACGAAUUCCCCGAACACUGGCUCUUCAACUAUAGAUGGAGCAAGGGCGCAAAGGGCGCAGCGACCAAGCUCCCCAAUGGCGAAAAACUGGCUUUCAUUACAGUUGGCGGACGGACAAGUUGUUAUGCGCCCGGCGUACAGAAGAAGACGGGAAAUACAGCUCCCGGCAUCAAAGAGGAGCCUCUGGAGGAAAAGGCCGAAAUUAAAGCUCCCAAGAAGUCAAGAAAGAAGUCACCAGAGGCAGCCGAGGAGAACGUCCAGCCUCCAAAGAAGAAGCGCACAAAGGCGACCAAGAAGGAGACGAAUGGAGACGCCAUAAAGACUGAGGAUGCUGCCGAGGAAGCACAGCCAGAUGUUGGGCGAAGAAGAUCCACCCGCCUCAGGAAGUAGAUGCCUAGUUCUGGCUCUAAGAAUGCAAUGGAUGAGUAGCCAAAUGGUCGAGCUGGCUUGUCUCGCCACACCGCAUGAAGUCUUACAAACCGUGGCCUGGCGUAGGGUACAUAGAUAUUGGAGACUUAGCCGAGUUCUCCAAACUUAAGGAGCAUGGAAUUUGCAUAAACACGACAUGGAACUGCAUAAACUAAUGACAAAAAACAGAUAUGAUCUGGACCUGAAGCUGCCACGAAUUACCUAAUAGUCAACAACGCCAGCUUAAAAGCCAGGAACAAGCAUGGGUGAGAGGAGGGAUAUCUUUUUCAUUGUCUUUUCAACCGCCACUUUUCGGGACGCCAUGAAACCCAGUCUAUGCCAAAAUACCCCCUAGGAAUCCAGAAACAGAUGCAAGAAUACAGGAACCAACUGAAGGUGGUAUCGUCAACCAUCAAUUGCCCUGUGGAUAUGUGUGAACAUGAAUCAAGUAGAACAACCAGCCACUCGCCCG